AUGGGUGCUUUGAGUCAGGAAGAGAUCAUUUCCAACACAAGAACUGUUAUUCAAGGUCUUGACUCGUUGCGAUUGGAACAUCACCAACUACUAAACAACCUUCUUUCCAUGAAUGGGAUUGCUGACAAAAACUUCCACAACAUCAACAACAACAUUGUUGAAGAGAAGAUCAACAUGUUGAAGAAGGCCAUUGAGGCUAUUGAUCUGGCUAUUGGGGAGGCUCAGAUGAUGGUAUCAUUUGCUGGUCACAUGGAGACAAUUGAGAGCGAGAAGCAGAAGUUAAGAGCGCAGGUACGUCGACUUUGUCAGGAAAACUCCUGGCUCAGAGACGAACUCUCCAUGACUCAACAGAAACUUCAACACAGCGAACAGAAGUGUGCACAACUGGAGGAACAGAAGACACACUUGGAGUUCAUGGCCGCUAUGAAGAGAUACGAUUCCAACGCGGUUCGUAAUGAAAGUGAAACUCAGAAUGAUGCUUCCUCCCUGCACGUCGAUCUGGGUUUCCCCGAGGAGGAUGAAGAGAAUCAAGCUGAAGCUGUUUUCCCCAAUACUUCGACAUCUCAGUCGUCGAUCGUCGGUGGUGGCUACGAGGUUCCAGCCCGCCUGCGCACUCUCCACAACCUCGUCAUACAGUACGCCUCACAAGGUCGUUACGAAGUGGCAGUGCCCUUGUGCAGACAGGCCCUAGAUGACCUUGAGAAGACAAGUGGGCCCGAUCAUCCCGAUGUGGCCACAAUGCUGAAUAUUUUGGCUCUUGUUUACAGAGACCAGGGCAAGUACAAGGAUGCAGCGAACAUGUUGAAUGAUGCCCUCCAGAUCAGAGAAAAGAGUCUGGGAUCUGAUCAUCCUGCUGUGGCAGCCACACUGAACAACUUGGCGGUGUUGUACGGGAAGAGAGGCAAGUACAAGGAGGCUGAGCCACUUUGCAAGCGGGCGCUCGUCAUCAGAGAGAAAGUCCUAGGCAAGGACCAUCCAGAUGUUGCCAAACAACUGAACAACCUUGCCCUGCUCUGCCAGAACCAGGGUAAGUACGAGGAGGUGGAGCAGUAUUAUCAGAGGGCCCUGGAUAUCUAUCAGUCGAAAGUGAACGGCCCUGAUGACAACAACGUCGAUAAGACUAAAAAUAACCUGGCAUCUGCAUAUUUGAAGCAAGGAAAGUUCAAGCAAGCGGAAAUGCUCUACAAGGAAAUAUUGACGAAGGCGCAUGAGAAGGAGUUCGGAUUGAGUGGAGAUGUCACAAAGCCUAUUUGGCAGUAUGCAGAAGAACAGGAUGACAGCAAGGGUCGACCGAGGGACAUGAACACCAUGAAAGAAUACGACAACUGGCAGAGAUCUCUCGGUCCCAAUGGUAUGACGGUGACGACGACGCUGAAGAACCUCGGCGCACUCUACAGGAGGCAGGGCAAGCACGGAGCUGCCGAAACCAUCGAAGAGUUCCUCAACAAAUCCAGACAACAACAACAACAACAAAAUGGUUACGACAGCGGCAGAGAUGUAAGAUCCAAGCAGUCGACCACGGGCCACAUGAGGGAGAGCAGUCGCAGCGGUGGAGGCGUGUCCGGUGGCGCAGGUGCUGGAAGGUCAAGGCCAGUCUCUAUGGACGGGUCCUUCUAUGAUAAGAUGAAUAAUUCUUCUGAUAGGCCUGAGCAGCAACAAUAGCUUGUACAGUGCAGUGUAACAAACCAAAAAACGAACCGACAACAAUCAAAUGUGGUGCCGAGAUGUCAUACGUUUCUAUGUUUUGUUGCGU
Helobdella robusta is the source of this 1753-nucleotide messenger RNA. RefSeq lists its product as hypothetical. The transcript is spliced from 17 exons. NCBI's taxonomy places the organism in Eukaryota, Metazoa, Annelida, Clitellata, Rhynchobdellida, Glossiphoniidae. Bases 1 to 1662 code for a protein of 553 amino acids. The record is from RefSeq and is a predicted model, not a curated record. Gene Ontology annotation, molecular function: kinesin binding. Gene Ontology annotation, biological process: microtubule-based movement. Gene Ontology annotation, cellular component: kinesin complex; membrane-bounded organelle; cytoplasm.